This is a messenger RNA of Trichoplax adhaerens, 1665 nucleotides long. RefSeq lists its product as uncharacterized. The record is from RefSeq and is a predicted model, not a curated record. Gene Ontology annotation, biological process: positive regulation of TOR signaling. The transcript is spliced from 19 exons. Gene Ontology annotation, molecular function: protein binding. Lineage: Eukaryota; Metazoa; Placozoa; Uniplacotomia; Trichoplacea; Trichoplacidae. Bases 1 to 1665 code for a protein of 554 amino acids.
AUGGUCUUAUUCCUAUAUUAUAAAUCUUCGUUAGGUCAUUUUAUCGCGACGUCCUUAAAUACAGGUCAAAUUCAGUUAUGGAAAUACGAUUGGAAACGUGAUCUGUGCAUAGCUCAUACCUACGAAGAUUGCCAGCGAAGUGUUAAUUCAUUAACAUUCGAUCCUUAUCGUCCAAACCUACUCUAUGCUGGUUCACAAAGUCAGAUAGUUGUUUUCGACUUAAGAGAAAAGAAGUUAGUUUCUACAUACUUAGAUCGCGAAGAUGCAGUGAGAGAUUUACGAUUCCCAUAUUCGGAUAGGUCAGAAUUUGCAACUGCUCACGAUAGUGGGAAAGUGAUGAUAUGGGAUACAAGAAAAUCUGAUAAAUGUUUAAGAGUAAUUUCAUGCCAUGCUCAUGUAGUAUUUUCUUGUGAUUGGCAUCCUACAAAUAAUCAACGAAUGGUUACAGCCGGACGAGAUCAAUACAUAAAGGUCUGGGAUCUCUCUGAUAGCGUUGAAUCAGCAGUUUACACUAUCUUAACAUAUGCGGGUGUAAGAAAAGUACGAUGGAGACCCGGUCAUGAUGAUCAAUGUGCAAGUUAUGGAUCUAUGGCAUGGGAUUGUGAUAUUAAUAUAUGGGAUUUAAGCAGAACAUAUAUUCCUGUAGCCGUGUUAAAAAAUCAUUCACAGGUGAUUUCAGGUCUGAUCUGGAGGGACAGCAAUUCCUUAAUUUCAAGUUCAGCAGAUAACAGAAUUUUGCUCGAUGAACUAAAGAAUCCUCACAUUCCUGCCAAAGAUGCUACCCCUUCCAGUCUUACUUUCAAUGCUUAUGGGCAUCUAUGCACGGCAAUACGUACGCCUGUUGCAGAUAAGGAGAGAAAAGUGUCGGUUCCGGAUUUAGAUCACUUUGGAAAAGAUCUAGUUUUAGAUGAAGAUGAUACGGACGGAAGUUUAUCGGAUGAUGCACCAAGCAGUUCUUAUGCAUUCACUUCUGCUAUGAGCGAUGACGGCGAAAUUGGUAUAGGUGCUCUUGAUGGCGAGGUUUCCAUAUUUUCUUUUCAAGCUCCGGGUCAUAUGCCGACGGAGGCCUUUGAGUAUGCGAGCUUAGAGAAUGAUGGCGAUAACUCUGAAAGCUACUCAAAACCAACGGAACUUGUAGCAGAUUUAUUCGUGACUAAGCCUACACCAGAAAUGAUAGUUCGCUCUUGGAAAUUUUCGGACAUUAUUCCAGAUUUGUUAAAAUCUUAUGCUGAUGAAGGAGAUGUUCAAACGUGCGUUUCAAUAAUAGCUGCUCUUGGAGAACGAUUUGAUGUUACAUCAAUUAAUGAAGAGACUGUCGUUAAUUGGUAUAAUUAUUAUUUAGAGAUUCUAGACAAAUUUGAGCUUUGGAAUGCUCAUAACGAACUUAUCAAAACUGCUCACUAUAGCGCUAUCAGGGAGUUAAGUUUCUCUUGGCCUUACAACACUGGGUGCAACAAUUGUAAAAAGGUUGUGAAUAAAGCUGGUUGUUGUAAUAUUUGUAAGAAGCAAGCCGCUUUGUGCUCAGUUUGCCAUUUGCCUGUAAAAGGACUUUACGUAUGGUGUCAUGGAUGUGGGCACGGAGGACAUUUGCAGCAUAUGAAAGAAUGGAUAAAAAAAAAUCAUGUUUGUCCAACUGGCUGUAAACACCGAUGUGAAUAUGACUGA